Sorghum bicolor (sorghum) is the source of this 1994-nucleotide messenger RNA. Its product is annotated as protein LAZ1 homolog 2. Gene Ontology annotation, molecular function: transporter activity. The transcript is spliced from 8 exons. The record is from RefSeq and is a predicted model, not a curated record. NCBI's taxonomy places the organism in Eukaryota, Viridiplantae, Streptophyta, Magnoliopsida, Poales, Poaceae. Gene Ontology annotation, biological process: transport. Bases 396 to 1808 code for a protein of 470 amino acids.
GAAUGGUCAGCUGUCGCCGCCUGUCGACGUAUCCGAUCCGACCAUUUUUCCGGCGUGGCCACUGUCCCGCGCGCGGAGUGCUCCACGCGUCCAUCCCCAGCCAGGCGUCUUUCCCUCCUUCCUUCUCGCCGCCGUCGUGUCCUCCCUCCUCCAUCCCUGCAGCUGCAGUGCGGGGUGGUGGACGGGAGAUCUCCGCCCCACCUCCGAUUGGCUCCUCUUUCGCCGUUGCUUCCGUGUUCCGUUCCUUCUGCAGAAUUAUUUUUCCAUUUGCCGCCGCCGCCGCCACUCAAAUCUUUCCGCAAGUGUCACUCGAGUCCUCCUUCCCCUGUGCCGUGCUGCAGGCUGCAGCCAAGAGAAGCUGCUGCUGCAGAGAGAGCCUUUGGUCCUUGGAUUAGAUGUGGAAUGAAGCGGCGGCAUCCGAUGGAUCGUCCUCUAGCUUCCGGGAGUUGUACGGCAACAUCCACGGCCCCGCGGUGCUCACUGGCGCCGCGUUUGCGCUUGUCGCGCUCCUCAUCUCGCUCUGGCUCAUCCUGCAGCACCUCAGAUCCUACAACGAUCCAGCCGAGCAGAAGUGGAUCAUAGCUGUGCUGUUCAUGGUGCCUGUUUAUGCUUCUGAAUCUAUAAUUUCGCUGUGGAAUUCAAAGCUCUCUCUGGCUUGUGAUAUAUUGCGGAAUUGUUAUGAAGCCUUUGCUCUGUAUGCCUUUGGACGAUACCUGGUCGCUUGCCUUGGCGGGGAACAACAAGUGUUCCAUUUGCUUGAGAACAGAAGAAGGGACGACCUGAGCGAGCAGUUGCUAGAGAGUCAAGACAAGACACAUGCUCAUAACCGAAGCAGAGUGUACAGUUUCUUUUGCGACCCUAAUGCUCUGGGAGAGAACUUGUACACGAUUAUAAAAUUCGGUCUUGUGCAAUAUAUGAUUCUGAAGACACUAUGUGCUUUCUUGGCGUUGAUCUUGGAGCCUUUUGGAGCCUAUGGAGAUGGUGAAUUCAAGUGGAAUUACGGAUAUCCUUAUAUUGCUGUUGUCAUAAAUUUCAGCCAGACAUGGGCAUUGUAUUGUCUUGUAAAAUUUUACAAUGCAACACAUGAAAAACUACAGGCAAUAAGGCCACUAGCCAAGUUCAUAAGCUUUAAGGCCAUUGUAUUUGCCACUUGGUGGCAAGGAGUUGGCAUUGCAAUCAUUUGCCAAACUGGACUCCUGCCCAAAGAGGGAAAAGUGCAGAAUGCACUACAGGACUUCCUCAUUUGCAUUGAGAUGGCUAUCGCAGCUGUAGCGCACGCCUAUGUCUUCACUGUGGAGCCAUACCAGCACAUCCCUGUACCGGAUGAUCCUGAUCAUGGGGAAGUCACGUGCGAGGAAAGUAAAAUGGAGGCGAAGUUAGAUGUCAACGAUGAUACAAGCAGUACACCAACUACCAUUGAGCAGCAGGAGACCCAUGUUGAAGCUCCAGGGACAAGCAUCAAGGAGAGCGUGCAGGAUGUUGUCCUCGUCGGCGGCCAUCAUGUUGUCAAGGAUGUUGCCCUUACAAUCUCGCAAGCGAUUGGGCCUGUGGAGAAAGGCGUCGAAAAAGGCGUUGGGAAGAUUCAAGAGAAGUUCCAUCAUAUCUCGCUGAAGCCAGGGGAUAAGAAAGAACCUGAAGUUGAUGUGGAGGAGCACAUAACUGAGAAUGUGGUGGAUGGCAAACCUGUUGAAGUCAACGCAGAGGUUGAAGUCGAACAGAAGGUGCACGAUGGUGGCGAGGAAGGGAAAACCGCCGUGGUUGAGACUGAUGUGGAAAUCAAAAGAACAAAGAAGGACGAUGAUCACUAGUGCGCACCCAAAGCAUCUGAAGAAUUGCAUAAAGCUAACGAAUGUGGAAAGAAAACGUGUACAUAGUUUAUGUACUCUUCCCCAUCUAUUCUGGGAUUGAGCCAUAUCCUCAUAAAAACAAACAGUACUUUCAGUCAUAUCUCUUAAUACAGUGAUUUGAAUUACAUCGACGCUGCAUACAACUUA